Durotheca rogersii is the source of this 4017-nucleotide messenger RNA. RefSeq names its product SAPS-domain-containing protein. Gene Ontology annotation, molecular function: protein phosphatase binding; protein phosphatase regulator activity. Gene Ontology annotation, cellular component: nucleus; cytosol. The coding region runs from base 151 to 3735 and encodes 1194 amino acids. Lineage: Eukaryota; Fungi; Ascomycota; Sordariomycetes; Xylariales; Xylariaceae. The transcript is spliced from 4 exons. The record is from RefSeq and is a predicted model, not a curated record.
UCUUACGUCUACUACCGAUCCGCAUUCAUACCUGCGUCUGCGCCUACAUCUUAUAUACCGAGAUCCACAUCACCUAUCUUCCCUGAUCGGUGCCGGUGCAGCUCUGCCGGUGCAGUGACAUAGGGCAUUGCCCCAUCACGAGUCGACAAAAUGUUCUGGAGAUUUGGCGGUUACGCCAACAUCUCGACGAUCGAUACCAUCCUCGACAAACCCGACUUCCAACUUGAAGACCUGCUUGACGAGAGCGACUUGAUCCAAGAGGUCAAACAGCACAACACUAAACUCAUCGAGUACAUGCGUGAGCCCACAGUUCUCGAGAGACUCCUAGAAUAUGUUAUCACACCGAAGCUCGAGCCUGUAGAAAAUCCGGAGGAGGAUCCCCAAGAAGAGGAGAAGAAGGCAAGGUCCAGGGGCCUGUCUUUCGGGCGCCCGCGCGCAUCUUCGAGGGCUACGAGUGACGAGACCGACGAUGACGAAAAUGAGAAGAAGCGUAACAGGUAUGCGUACGUCGCUGCCGAGGUGCUUUCAUCCGACAAUUGGUCCCUCUAUGAAGCCCUGAUGGAGAGUCAGCGUCUGCUACGCGAUUUCUGGAACUUCUUAAAGCUUCCCUCGCCCCUAGAUCCUCUUCAGGCCAGCUACUUCACCAAAGUCAACGAAUCCUUGUUCGACAAGAAGACCGAGGAGAUGCUAGACCUGCUAAAAUCCCUCGAUGACGCUGUCCCGAAUAUGCUCCGCCACGUUGAUUGUCCCAUGAUCAUGGAUCUUUUGCUCAAGAUAAUCAGCCUAGAGAGGACCGAGAACGGGCAGGGCAUAGUAGAGUGGCUCUAUACUAAAGAUGUGAUGCCGACGUUGCUCUCUUUCCUCGGGCCGGAGCACAAUUACGCUGCGCAGACAUCCGCCGGCGACUUCAUCAAAGCUAUUAUCACCGUCUCCGCCAAUGCCUCCCAGAAUGAGCAGGCCUGCAUCGGCCCAAAUGAGCUUACGCGUCAGCUAGUGUCGAAAGCCUGCGUCCAGAAGCUUAUCGGGUACAUGCUUGGUGGUGGAAACGCCUUGACAGUCGGCGUGGGAAUCGUCAUCGAAGUGAUCCGGAAGAACAACUCUGACUACGACCCGGAUGUCGGCCCCGAUUCGAACGCCCUGCCCUCUAGCCGUGAUCCGAUAUACCUAGGCACUCUACUGCGUCUCUUUGCGGACCACGUACCGGAUUUCAUGUCUCUCAUACUCAAUGCUCCGGCUCAGAAGCAGCGGCUAGAUUCCACUUUUGGCGGCAAAAUCGAACCCCUUGGAUUCGACCGAUUCAAGACCUGCGAGCUCAUGGCGGAGCUUCUUCAUUGCAGUAACAUGGCGCUGUUGAACGAGGUUGGGUCCGAGCACAUAAUCGCUUUACGAGACGAGGAGCGCCAGCGACUACGUGCCGAAGGGCGACUUGCGACGAAUCGGGGCGAGGAAGUGCAGUCGACAGAGGACCUUACUAUGCGAAUGCGCCAUUCAUCUCCUGAUGACGGUCGUCGGCUUGAGAUCACCAAUGCCUCCGACGACGACGGAUUCGAGGAAGUCAAUCCCCUGAGCGAUAUGACUGAAGACACAUCCCACGAAUUCAUCAAAGCCGAGGACGAGAUCCCCAUUGCACCGGUUCCGUCCUUUCUUGAAAAGGAAGACGAUGAUUUUGUGGAAGAGCCCCUGAGCUCGCCGAGGCUCAACGUCCAGGACAGUAAACUCGCCGAGCAACAAUUCGAGAACCCCGAGCUAGUCGUUCCUCCCCUAUCACCCAAGAAGCCGGUGGCCGUGCCACAGCUGGCACAGCCUCUUGAUGCUCCUUUGACAAGUGAUUCGAAGGAUUCUUCACAGUCAUCCUUGCCGACGGCCAGUGCACGCCAGGCCGAAGUGGCAACUCAGGUAGAGGUCCAGGAUAUUAUCGAAUUAGAGGGCCGCGAAGUGUUCCCAACUACGUCUGAAGGCCCAUCUGCAACUAGCCGGGAGACGGGAGGCUCUGCUGGCUUUACGGUCCACGUAGUAGAAAGUAUACCACCCCUACCUACUACGGAAACGCCUACAGUGGUUACAAACCCCACGGAGACUGAACCGAGUAUGCCCGCCGGCGUCCCCUCACAACAGCCAACCACAACCACAACCGCGACUGCGAGUACCAUUACCAAUAGUAAGCCGGACGGGGCGGUUAUCGUGGAUGCUCACCCCCAGCCCGGGUUGACACCGCCCGGGGUUAGAGAACAGUUCACUCCAGUUGUUGGUGACUACCUUAAAAUGCAAUUUGUGGAACAUCGGGUGGUGCCAACUAUUCUGUCAUUUUUCUUCAGAUAUCCGUGGAACAACUUUCUCCACAACGUUGUCUACGACAUUGUCCAACAAGUAUUCAACGGACCGAUGGAUCGCGGUUAUAACCCUACUCUAGCUAUCUCGCUAUUCGAGGCUGCCGAUAUCACUAACGCCGUCAUCAACGGUCAAGCAUCCAGCGAGCAGUCACAGGCCCAGAGCAAGACUCGUAUGGGCUACAUGGGCCACCUGACGCUUAUUGCCGAGGAAGUCGUCAAGUUUACGGAGCGCAACCCGCCGGAGCUUCUGUCCGAGCUAGUCCUGGAUCGCGUCAUGAGCCAGGAUUGGAUCAAUUACGUCGAGGGCGCACUAGCGGAAACGCGCGAGCGGGACAAUGCUAUCCUAGGUGGUGUCAGGCCCGACGUUGCUUUGAACAAUCGAGCUCAGAUGGCAGGUAACGGUCUGGGCGGCAUGGGCUUAUCUGGCCUCGGCCUCGGCGGCGCACCGAUGGGGGGCUCGCAUGUGCUUGUCGAAGCCGGGCUGAAUGGCGGCGGCGGUAUGGAAAUACAAGAGAACGGAAGCGGCAGCAGCCUCGGGCCGUUCAGUAUAAGCUCUGGUUUGCUGUCCGGGUCUGGCUUCGGUAGUUCUAGCGACGAAGAUGAAGAUGACGCCGAAGAUACCGAAGAAGACGUUAACAACGAGUUCCGUGCGUACACUGAUCCGCUGCACGCGGCCUCUUCGUCGAUGGAUCCUCCCUCUGUCCCACCGCCACCGCCUCCCCCCCCACCGUUGAAUAUCCCCCCCUCACGCGCACGCCUACAAUUUGCCGCGAGACUCGCAAUGCAACAGAAGAACGCCGCUGCAGCCUCAGCGCAGUCGGCCGAGAAUGAAAAUAGCAGGGGAUCCGACGACAAUGCAGCAGACAGGGAGACUAGCAGUGUUCUCCGAAACCCUUUCGAGGAUGACGGUGAGGAUGAUGUGGACGAUGACAGCGACGAUGGGCUGGGUGACGACGACAACACGGAUUCCUGGGGCGCAGGCCCGUCUCGAGGUGGCUGGUGGCGAGGUGCCUUGCGAAGCGGCGGCGAAAAAUUUGGGGAUGGCAGAGACGACUCUGACUCGGAUAAGGACGUGCCAACCGGAGGUGACGAGGACGAUGAGGAAUUUGGUGACUUUGCCAUGCCCGAAGUUGACAAGGAGAAGGGCAAUGAUACAAGCGGCGUCAUCGUGAAGCCGCUCGCCGUGCACCCACCUCCCCCAAGCCAAAAGACUUCGGCGUUCACCAGCCUCUGGCCCUUCGGGUCUAAAGACAGGGAGAAGCAGAAGGCGAAGGAAGGCGAGGAGCUCAAGGCUGAAAACCUGAGCGAGAUUACGGGUGAGGAUGGCGAGAAGAUUAAGAGCACUCACGAAGCCGCUCGGAGGACGAGCAUCGAGGACCCCGAUGAUGAGGAAGUGGUUGUCUAGGAACCCGCGUCCGGCAUGAAAGGGGACUCUAGCGAUUAUUACGUCAAGGUUAAGGUUUCUCGAUAUACAGGCAUGUGAUACCCCCAUAUUCAAUUCUCAGGGGAGCCCGGUUCCCCACCCGCAAGCGCGCCGCAGACCCCCAUCUCAAGAGAUUCCGGGGCGGCCAAAGAAAGGGGGGCUGGGGGGGGGCCCAGGGACACGUCAGCGAAGGAUUUGGAGCGCGACUUGUAUUAUAUAUGUGGUUCUAGAGAGGCGGGCUUUCGGCUGCUGCCCGCCGGUCGC